This is a messenger RNA of Hordeum vulgare subsp. vulgare (domesticated barley), 1018 nucleotides long. Its product is annotated as vacuolar protein sorting-associated protein 2 homolog 2. The record is from RefSeq and is a predicted model, not a curated record. Gene Ontology annotation, cellular component: ESCRT III complex; multivesicular body. The transcript has 11 exons. Gene Ontology annotation, biological process: late endosome to vacuole transport; protein transport; endosome transport via multivesicular body sorting pathway. Bases 165 to 854 code for a protein of 229 amino acids. NCBI's taxonomy places the organism in Eukaryota, Viridiplantae, Streptophyta, Magnoliopsida, Poales, Poaceae.
GGCUCGGCGCCGUCACACCUCGCUCGCACAAAGACAGGACAGGGUCUCUCUCUCUCUCUCUACUCCGCUCUGUAGCACUCGCCAUUUUCCGAAAUCUGUUAGAGAGAGAGAGAGGGGGAGCUAGGUUUUCCCUGCGCUCGGGCGAUCCAGCAGGAGCGGCCACCAUGAACAUCUUCAGGAAGAAGGUCGACCCCAAAGAGGCUCUCAGGACGAGCAAGCGAGAGAUGUCAGUCGCCACAAGAGGAGUUGAGCGAGAGAUUGGCUCCCUGCAAAUGGAGGAGAAGAAGCUGGUUGCUGAGAUCAAGAAGACUGCCAAGACUGGAAAUGAGGCUGCAACCAAAAUUCUAGCCCGGCAACUAGUCAGGCUUAGGCAACAAAUCGUCAAUUUACAAGGUACACGAGCGCAGAUACGCGGAGUAGCUACUCACACACAGGCAAUGUAUGCUGGAACUUCAAUAUCUGCUGGAAUGAAAGGCGCAAGCAAAGCGAUGGCAGCAAUGAAUAAGCAAAUGGAACCAACGAAGCAGAUGAAGCAGAUGAGAGAAUUCCAGAAGCAAUCAUCUCAAUUGGACAUGACGCUUGAGAUGAUGUCUGAUGCCAUCGAUGAAACACUAGAUAAGGAUGAGGCUGAAGAGGAAACAGAAGAGCUCACGAACCAGGUUCUGGAUGAGAUUGGUGUUGAUGUGGCUUCUCAGCUGUCUUCUGCACCUAAAGGCCGUAUUGGAGCCAGUACCAAGAAAGCCGAGAACAACCAAGCACGGAAUGCGGCUCCAGCGAAAAACGUGGCGCCUGAACCUAAUGCCGCUGAAGUUGAUGAUCUGGAAAGGAGAUUGGCAUCUCUCCGCCGCAUCUGAGCUGCUGCUGCUGCAAGAAAGUUUAUAUAGUGCCUUAUAUAUAUGUAAAUCUGUUUACUGGUGCCUUGUUUCCAAAUUCUGUUAGGUUAAUAUUGUAACCAGGAAACAAGCUUAGUACAUGUGAGACUUGAUUUAAUAGAACCUGAAUUUUCUGUUUGGUGCCA